AAAAGAUAUAUUUGAAAUGCAACUCUACUAUAGCUUAACAAUCAGUACUGUUCUUGCAGUGUCUGCGCUUGACAGGGCUCAGCCUGUGAGAGAGUUUAGGGCUGUGUCUGCGGAUAGUCCAAGGAAAAUUUGAUAGCUUGAGCAACAAUCUAUAGUUUUCAAUAUGGAUAGAUGGCUGCUAUAUACUCGUUCUGAGUGCUAGUGCUCCAGGCAUGUUCCGCAUCUUAUAACUUUCCUUAUUGCAUCGACGCAGUCAGCAGGUUUACUUCGGAGCAGGAAAUUUCAGCAGGGUGUCCUGCAUUGGUGGCAAUCAAAUGCCCCCAAUGAGCGUUUCCAUGCCCGUUGGCGCAAGAUACCCCAAGCAUUUUUCGACUAUGAAAGCAGACAUGCCGCUGGUAAUUAUAAGGAUUUCCAGCCACAACUUUGCAUCUACCAGCCAGCGCGCACCCCGCAGCACAAUCCCUCCAGUGGGUGCCGAACCAUCACAGGACAAUGGGAAACACUUGUAUCCUUCAGCCGACCACAACGUACUGAGCAGCCAAAGCUGGGAAGUGAGGGAGGCAGCGGUGCAAGGAGUCCCCCAGGAGCUACCAGACCUAGUAUUCGAUCCCCAGGAAGUUCAGGCGCAGCUGAAGCAGAUGCAGAGCCUGCUCCGCUCGCAGCAGCGCCAGAUCUUGGAGCACCAGGAAGCACUGGCUGAGAUGUACUCGCUCAUCAGCUUGCAGCCGGCGCAAAAUAAUCGCCUAAACGGCGCAGGUGGCGGCAGCAUGCGGCCGUUCGACGCGCAGCUGGCGGCCGCCAGGGACCGGCGCAGCAUCGGACUCUAUGACGCGCGCUUCCAUUCCACCAACUGGGGAGCGACGCCGAAGGACCACAGGGUGCUGCCAAAGCGCAUCAUUUUAGUACGGCACGCUGAGUCAGAGGGCAACACGGACCACUUUGCCUACUCCCACAUCCCAGACCCCCAGAUCUGCCUGACGCAUCGGGGCCACGAGCAGGCGAUAGAUGCGGGGCGGAAGAUUCGGUCGAUCAUAGAGGCGGAUGGGCAGCCCUACAAGCUCUACUUCUACAUGAGCCCCUACAGGCGCUCGAGUCAGACGGUGGAGGGCAUUGCCAGCUGCUUUGAGGAGGACCAGAUCGCCGGGUUCCAGGAAGAAGUGCAGCUGCGCGAGCAGGACUUUGGCAACUUCCAGGACACGGAGGGCAAGGAGAGGGAGAAGGCUGAGCGGAUACGAUUUGGGCGUUUCUUCUAUCGGUUUCCCAACGGCGAGUCCGGCGCAGACGUCUACGACCGCAUGACCAUCUUUGAGGACCACAUGAUACGGGACAUAAACGCGGGCCGGUUUGCGAAGAAUACAAGUCUGGUUUUGGUGACUCAUGGCCUGGCCGCGCGCAUCUUCCUCAUGCGCUGGUUCCACUGGUCCGUGGCAGAGCUGCUCAUGGUCUUCAACCCGCCCAACGCAGAGCCGAUUGUGUUGGAUCGAAUACCAAAGGACGAGGCGGCCAAGGCGGGCGGCCGAGCAUCGUGGAUCCACACAAAGGCGUUGUAUCGGCUGCGGCCGGAGUCCAAGGAUAUCAUAAAAGGCUGCUCUGAUGACAUGUGCUCCACCGCAGUAUUCCUGUCCGGCGUCAAAGUCACUGACUGGGUCGAGCAGGACUGA
Messenger RNA from Coccomyxa subellipsoidea C-169, 1661 nucleotides. Its product is annotated as phosphoglycerate mutase-like protein. The transcript has 9 exons. NCBI's taxonomy places the organism in Eukaryota, Viridiplantae, Chlorophyta, Trebouxiophyceae, Coccomyxaceae. The record is from RefSeq and is a predicted model, not a curated record. Bases 315 to 1661 code for a protein of 448 amino acids. Gene Ontology annotation, molecular function: phosphatase activity.